This is a messenger RNA of Condylostylus longicornis, 1074 nucleotides long. Its product is annotated as E3 ubiquitin-protein ligase Siah2-like. The transcript has 4 exons. Lineage: Eukaryota; Metazoa; Arthropoda; Insecta; Diptera; Dolichopodidae. Gene Ontology annotation, biological process: multicellular organism development; proteasome-mediated ubiquitin-dependent protein catabolic process. Gene Ontology annotation, molecular function: ubiquitin protein ligase activity; ubiquitin conjugating enzyme binding; zinc ion binding. The coding region runs from base 183 to 989 and encodes 268 amino acids. Gene Ontology annotation, cellular component: cytoplasm. The record is from RefSeq and is a predicted model, not a curated record.
AAAUUUUAUAGUUAGUAAGCUUUGAGAAAUAUUCGAAUUAUUAUUUACAUAUUUUAUUUUUAUUUUUUUUUUAGGUUUUAAAUUGAAAAUCUUUUUGUAAAUGUAGCGUCGGUUUUUUCUUUAUGUACAACAAUAAUUAAAUUAAAACUUUGGUUAAACUGUAAAUGAAUAAUUGUAUAUAAAUGGAUAUUAAAAAAUAUUGCUGCAAGAAAUGUAAUAACAUACCAACCGAUGAUAUUCUUAAAUGUAUAGAGAACCAUAUAUUUUGCUUAACUUGCGUUGGAUUGCAUUCAAAAAGGUGUAAUAUGUGUGGUAACCGUCUGGCACCAGAUAAGAAUCAAGCAUUCAAAGAUUUAAUUUAUAAUUCUGGAAAAAUUACUAUAAAUGAUCCAUGUACUUUUAAAAAUCGUGGUUGUACUUGGACUUUUCCAUCACCCAAAGAAAUAGAUGCUCACAUAAAAGAAUGUAAAUAUCAGCCAUACGAGUGUAUUGGUCAAAAAUUGGGAAUUUGGAAAUGCGCAUGGAAAUCUUCAAAGCAUGAAAUUGAAGAUCAUUUACUAAAAGCUCAUAAAAAUAUUAUAAUUAAAGCGUAUGAAUUUCAAGAAGAAUCAUCGGUUUUCUUUAAUGAAACCCUAUUCAAAAAUGGAUUUAAACAAAUUCGUUUAAUUCGAGCCUUUAAUAAGAGUUUUAUUUUUUUGUAUGAAAUUGAUAACAAACAAAAACUUAUUUUUAUUAUCAUAUUUUUAAUGGGAAGAAAACAAGAUGCUGCAAAAUACAUGUACAACUUUAGUAUUAUAUCAUCAAAGGAUGAAUCAAUGAAGAUAAAAUUUGCUCUCCCAUGUUUCUCGGAUAUAGAUGAUAUCAGACAACAUAUGGAAAAUGGCGAGUGUGUCUGCUUACCAUUUAACGUUGCUGAACAGUAUUCAGAUAUUGAUAACAAAGCUCUAUCAUUCUUUUUUCGAAUGUCGAAAAGAGAAACAACAGAAUAACAAAAAAUAUCUUCUUAAUUUAUAAAUUAAAUAAACAUAAACUCCAAAAUAUAAACAAAUUUUUAUUCAAGACAAUUGUACGCAA